UGUACUCCUAAUUUACCAUAUUUAUGAUCUUGUUUUGUCACACUUUUAAUACUUUAUUUCUCAUUUUUAAAUAAAUAGGAUUGAUCUUUGUCAUCUUGGACAUUUUAAGGUAUUGCACUUGUUUUGGUAUAUUUUUGAGUUUCAGGAUAAUUCGGGACGUAUAUUAAUUUCUGAAAAGAAAUAAAUAUUACUCCCAAGUGAAGACGGAAAAAUCAUCAAAGUGAAGCGAGUCCUUACUUUAUCUCCGAAAUAUUUAUACAGAGACCCGAAGUUCAUUUCAGAAUAAACCAGACUGUCUACAAUAAAAUGUACCGGUUAACUAUUUGACCAGUUAACUGAUCAAACAGCUAACCGGCCAAAAUAAUCAAGUGGCGGAAGUGGAGCCAAAACUUGGAUGACAAAAUUAUUCACACAUUUGUGAAUAAUGAAGGCUGCCACGUAUGAACAGCUCUCAACAAGAAGGAAAGAAAUAAACCCAUGUAUUGAAUUAUUGGAGAGGGCCUACGAACUGCAAGCUAAUCAAAUUAAAUCAAAGUUGUCUUCUAUCAUACUCCGUAUUUCACUCGGCAAACAGAAGAGCACAGCGGCCGACGAAGAAAAACACACAACUGGACAACGGCCGAUGCUAUUUGCAGAAAGAAAAUGAGAAAUAAGCUUUCACACCAAGAUUCAAUCAAUGGCCGCCCAAAUUCAAUGAUUUUUAUCUUCAUUCGGAGAUAUUUUCUGAUCCAUACCUUCUUUUGCUACUAUAUAAAGGGGUCAUCCAGGAGCUUCAAAGGACACCAAGUAGAUAGAAAUCAUCCUUGUUUCUUUUCUUUAGCUUUGUUUAAUAAAAGUGAUUCUUUCAAGAACACUUCUGUAUGUUUCAGUUCGUAAUUCUCAUUUUCAGAAGUUUAUUUAGCUUUCAAUAUACUCCAUAUUAAUAAUAAAGUUCGUCCAAGAAAUUCACAUUUGGGUUCGAUCAGUGCCAACUUUAUACAAGGAUUCCAGCUUUUUCUGUUCCAGUUCAUCUAUGUUCUUCAUUAUUUAUGCCUUCAGGUUCUUAUUUAAACACUCACUUUAAUUUCUUUAAUCUGUUAAGUUAAUUAUGUCUAGCAUGAAUUUUUACUUUUAUAUUGUUCACUAUAAUUAUGUGUAACUAAAUUAGUUUAGGCUUGGGCAAGAUGUAAAUUUUACAGUUAAUGUUCAUAUGAUAAUAAUUGGUUAAAACUUUUACUUGGUUAAUUUUAGGGUGUUGGGUUGAAUGUUCUAAUCUGCUAAAUACAUUAUAUUGGGAAACGAAAAUUAUCACGGGAGUGGAGUUUCAUUAAAAAUCCCUUUAGUUAAUUCACCCACUAAAUUGCUACACAGAAGUGUUAAGGAAUUUAGGAUAAUUUGAUUUUGUACUUUUUACUGUCUUAAUAAAAUUACCGCGGGAGCGGAAUUAAUUUAAGAUAGUGUAAUCAACUAAGUCGUGGGAACGAUUAGAAGAUUACCAUUUGAAAAUCUUUCACACACCUAAAAGUAACCAAGUUAAUCAGUUAAAUCUUUAUUAUUAUGAACAUGAUAAUAAAAUCACUCUUAGCCCAAGCCUAAUUUUCACUAUAUCAUUAAUUGUUAAAUUAUCAAGUAUUGUGAUUUAUUUUAUUUCCUAGCAAUUUCACAUUUAUAAAAACAAGAUAAAAAAAUCUGUUCACUUAGCUCCAUUGCAAAAUGUUAUCAAUUUGUGAUUAGCUAAAAAUCAAUCAUUAAUUCUAGUUCUCUUUGUGAGCCAUUCUCUAGUGGAACGAUACUCACUUACUCUAUACUAUAUCGUUACAAGCCAAUUAAAACAUCAUUUCCAUUCACAUUUUUACACCAUUUCACACUACAUUUUUUGGCCUGUCACGAUUUUGGCGCCGUUGCCGGGGAAUGACAUAGUUUUAUUGAUUGAUUAUUAGUUAAUAUUCGUGUUUGUUUUUAUUUAUUUGGAGACUAAGUGUUUUUAUUUCCUGUUAUCAUCACUUGUUUUUAGUUUCCAAUUGUAAAAAAAAAAGUAGUGUAUGCAUACUCGCUCUCAAGGGAGUGAAGGAUUGCAACCACUUAACCUUGAUUUUGAAAAAGAAUUAAGGAAAAGAAGAAAGGCCCAAAUCCUUGAACUUAAAAUUCCAAAUCAGAUCAUGGAGGACCUUCACAACAAUCCCAAUAAUCCAAAUAGCCAAAACCAAAUUUCAAAUCCAAAUCCAAAUCCAAAUCCUACGCCACCACAAAAUACCCCUAUAAAUACACCCAUUGAUACUCCUAGAGAUAGACAUAAUCCUUUCUUUGGAGAUCAAAGACCCCCUGGAUUUGAAAAUUUCCAACAAAUUCCUCCUCUAACACAACCCAACCCUUAUCCACCACAUCCCUACCAAAACUACCAAAUUCACCAAAACCAACCUCCACCAUAUCCAUACACAUACCCUUAUCCUUACCCACCUCCUCCAUUUAUGCACCCAUAUCAACCUCACCCAUAUGGCCAAUACUACCAACACCCACAAAAUCAACAAGGUCAAGGGCAAUACAUAAGACAACAACAACAGGGCAGAAGACUUCUUGAUUAUGUUGCAGGUGAAAUUGAGGAACAAGAUAGCAUUCUCUAUCCAGGUGUGGAUGCAGCAAAUUUUGAGAUCAAACCAGCACUUAUCUCAUUGGUAUCGGCCAACAAAUUUGGCGGAUCUAAGAAUGAAGAUCCAACGAGCCAUGUGAAACAGUUUUUGAGAGUUCUCCAAACUCUUAAACUAAAUGGAGCCUCUGUUGAUGCCAUCAGACUCAGAUUGUUCCCAUUCUCACUGAGGGAUGAAGCAUUGAGUUGGUUGAACUCUAAACCAUCCGGUUAUUUCAACACAUGGGAGAAGUUGCAUAGAGAUUUCAUGAAGGAGUUCUAUCCUCCUUCUAAGGCAUCAAAAAUGAAGAAACUGAUCCAACAAUUCAGACAACAACCAUCAGAAUCUCUUUAUGAAUCAUGGAAGAGAUUUAAAGAUCUUCAAGUUCAAUAUCCACAUCAUAAUAUGAGCGUGGGUGAUCUCAUUGUCUCAUUUUAUGAGGGAUUACAAGAUAAUUCCAAAAUUGUUGUUGAUGCCUCUGCUAAUGGAGCUUUCAUGGAGCUUGAUCCCGAAACAGGCAAAGAGAUGCUUGAAAAAAUUUGCAACAACAGUGCAUCAUGGUAUUCUGAAAGAUCCACUCAAAAGCUAGGAGCAGGAAUUUAUGAGGUUGACCAAACAACAGCUUUAACAGCAAAGGUUGAUUCUCUCACAACCAUGGUUCAAAAGCUCACUGAGAAGCAAUCAUCAUCAACUUCUAGCGCAGCAACAAAUCCAUCAUCAUCUGUAGCUCAAGCUUUGUUCUGUGAACUCUGUGGGGGAGGGCAUUCUUUUAAAGAAUGUAAUUUUCUUGAACUUACACAAAAUGUUCCUUUUAGCCCCACAGUAGAACAAGCUGAUGCUAUAUAUGGUAGACCUCAAGUACCAUAUCAAGGAAACUAUAAUCCUCAAGGGAAGACACAUCCAGGAUUUUCAUGGAGUAAUUCAUCAGGUGCAGCAAAUCCAUCUUUUCCAUCCAAACCAACACCUCCUGGAUUUCAAAAUCAGCAAGGAUUCAGAGGAAACCAAAACAACCAACAAUUGAGGGGAAAUCAAGGGUACCAAAAUCCUCAAGGUUAUCCACCGCAACAACAAUUGCCACCACCACCACAACAACAAUUCGUUGGAGUUAAUGAUUUCCAACAGAUGAUGCAAGGAAUUACUAAUCAAUUCUCUCAACUCACAACUCAACUCAAUCAAAUUCAAGCUCACAACAAAAUGUUAGAGAGCCAAAUUGCUAGUUUUGCUUCACCAUCAACUAGCAAAGCUCAAGGAAAGUUGCCUGCCUACUCUGAACAUCCCAAGGAGAAUGUCAAUGCAGUCACUACAAGGAGUGGAAAACAACUUUCUGAUCCACCACUUAUAGUUGAGAAAGAAAAGAUUCCUGAAAAGGAGGCUUCACCAUCAAAGGAAAAUAAUGAAGAAGAUCUUACUUCUUCUGCAAAUGAAGGUUUAAAAAAGGUAGUGCAACCAUAUGCUCCACCUUUACCAUUUCCUCACAGAGCAAAGAAGAACACAAUUGAUGAGAGGAGGGAUAAAUUCCUUAAAUGGAUCGGUGAGUUGAACACAACAAUCCCGCUUCUUGAUGCUCUAAAACAUAUGCCUUCAUAUUCCAAAUUUCUGAAGGAAAUUCUGUCAAACAAAAAGAAGUUCGAGGAGAAAGCUACAAUAGCCAUGAGCGAGGGAUCCAGUGCUAUCAUUCAGAAGAAACUUCCAGAAAAAUUGAAGGAUCCAGGUAGCUUUACUAUACCAUGCAUAAUUGGAGGGUUCAUGGUCAACAAAGCUUUAUGCGACCUUGGGGCUAGUGUUAGCCUUAUCCCUUAUUCUAUGAGCAAGCGCCUUAGUCUUGGUAUUCCCAAGGCUACUUCAAUGACCAUUCAGCUUGCUGACCGAUCUGUUAAGCACCCUGUUGGUGUUCUUGAAGACAUUCCUGUACAGGUUGGGAAAUAUUUCAUCCCUUGUGACUUUGUCGUCCUAGACAUGGAUGAAGAUGAACGAGUACCUGUCAUAUUGGGAAGACCUUUCUUGGCCACUGCUGGUGCCAUCAUUGAUGUUAAAAAAGGUACGUUAAUAAUUGAAGUGGGGGAUGAAAGGGUUGAAUUCAAUAUUUUCCAAAUGGCGAGAAAUCCUGCAUGUGUGGAAGAUUGUUGGAGGGUUGAUAUAGUUGAUGAAUGUGUGAGAGACUUCAUGGGAUUCUUUCACAAUGAUCCUAUGGAAGUUUAUGAUGUGGAGGAAAUUGAAAAUAAUCAUGAGGGAGAAGAGUUAGUUGAGUGUGUAAAAAACAAAGAGAGUUGUAAAAAGAAUCAUGAGGGGAAGGAAGUGGAGAAACUUGUGAGAGAAGAAUUGAGGGAGGCUAACAACACAAAAGAACCACCCACAGUUGAGUUGAAGCCUUUACCAUCACACCUAAGAUAUGCUUAUCUUGGUGAAAACUCUACUUACCCAGUGAUAAUUAGCACUAAGUUGAACGAGGAGGAAGUAGACAAGUUGUUGACCCUGCUGAGAAAACACAAACGGAUCAUUGGAUACUCCAUUGAUGAUCUAAUUGGCAUCAGUGCUAACUAUUGUAUGCACAGAAUAUAUCUUGAAGAAGGUUGCAAACCAGUGGUUGAACAUCAAAGGAGGCUCAACCCUAACAUGAAGGAUGUUGUGAAGAAAGAAGUUAUCAAACUUCUUGAUGCCGGAAUCAUUUACCCUAUCUCGGACAGCAGAUGGGUAAGUCCAAUCCAUGUUGUACCAAAGAAAGGAGGUUUCACAGUUGUUCCUAAUGAGCACAAUGAGCUCAUUCCUACUCGUUUGGUCACGGGAUGGAGAAUGUGCAUCGAUUACAGGAAACUGAACAAAGUCACAAAUAAGGAUCAUUAUCCUUUACCUUUCAUAGAUCAGUUGCUUGAAAGGAUGGCAAACCAUAGCCAUUAUUGCUUUCUAGAUGGAUUCUCAGGAUAUUUUCAAAUCAUGAUCCAUCCAGAUGAUCAAGAAAAGACUACCUUCACGUGUGCCUAUGGUACAUUUGCUUUUCGAAGAAUGUCAUUUGGCCUAUGUAAUGCACCCGGAACAUUCCAACGGUGUAUGAUGGCCAUAUUCUCAGAUCUUAUUGAAGAAAUCAUGGAGGUAUUCAUGGAUGAUUUCUCUGUUUAUGGGACCUCAUUUGGUUCUUGCUUGGAUAAUCUUGAUAAAGCACUGACUCGUUGCCAAGAGGCAAAUCUUGUUCUAAACUGGGAGAAGUGUCAUUUCAUGGUAACAGAGGGAAUUGUUCUUGGUCAUAAGAUUUCAUCUAAAGGCAUUGAAGUGGAUCCAGCAAAGAUCGAGGUGAUCGAGAAGUUACCACCGCCAACAUCUGUUAAAGGCAUCCGAAGUUUUCUAGGGCACGCCGGAUUCUAUCGGCGAUUCAUCAAGGAUUUUGCUAAUAUUGCAAAACCACUUACGAGACUCCUGUCCAAAGAGGUUGAGUUUAUCUUUGACGAUGCUUGUCUUAAUUCCUUUUGCAAAAUUAAGAAAGCAUUAUGUUCUGCACCUGUCAUUCAACCACCAAAUUGGAGCAUGCCUUUCAUCCUAAUGUGCGAUGCCAGUGACUAUGCUGUAGGAGCCAUGUUGGGACAGAAACAAGGCCGGUGCAUACAUGCAAUUUAUUAUGCAAGCCAUACUCUCGAUGAUGCCCAACAAAACUAUGCCACAACAGAAAAAGAACUACUCGCUGUUGUCUUUGCCAUAGAGAAGUUCAGGUCAUAUCUUGUUGGAAGCAAAGUGAUAGUUUACACUGAUCACUCAGCUCUAAAGUACCUAUUUGCGAAGAAGGAGGCCAAGCCACGACUUAUUAGAUGGGUGUUGCUACUACAGGAGUUUGAUAUUGAGAUCCUUGACAAAAAAGGGUCUGAAAAUGUCAUUGCUGAUCACCUGUCCAGAAUUGAGCCACACACAGAAAAUGAAACAGCCACAGUAUUACCCAUUGAUGAUUCAUUGACGGGAGAAUAUUUGCUCUCUAUCAAGCACUUUUCUCCUUGGUAUGCUGAUUGGGUUAAUUACCUUGUCAGUGGUUAUAUUCCUUCUGAAUUCUCAUGGUCCCAAAAGAAAAAGUUCUUACAUGAUGCUCACUCUUAUUUUUGGGAUGAACCACUAUUAUUCAAGAGAUGUGCUGAUGGAAUUGUUCGAAGAUGCAUCCCAGAAGAUGAAUUUGAGGCUAUCCUUUAUCAUUGUCAUUCAUCACCAUAUGGUGGUCAUUUCGGAUCCACAAGGACUUCAGCAAAAGUCCUACAGUCAGGUUUCUAUUGGCCUACAUUGUUCAAAGAUUCUCAAAUGUAUGUAAAAAGAUGUGAUCGAUGCCAACGCACAGGAUCUAUUGGCCGUCGAAAUGAAAUGCCGCAAUCCGGAAUACUUGAAGUUGAACUCUUCGAUGUAUGGGGAAUGGACUUUAUGGGACCAUUUCCCAGCUCAUGUGGCAAUUCUUACAUUCUUGUGGCUGUGGACUAUGUCUGGAAAUGGAUUGAAGCGAUUGCUAGUCCAACCAAUGAUUCCAAGGUUGUGGUCCGAUUUGUAAAGAAAUUUAUUUUCUCAAGGUUUGGAGUUCCCAGGGCCUUCAUCACAGAUAAUGGUACACACUUUUGCAAUAAACAACUUGAGAAACUUUUGCUCAAGUAUGGUGUUAAUCACAAAGUGUCUACUCCGUACCAUGCACAAACUAGUGGCCAAGUUGAACUCUCAAAUAGGGAAAUUAAAUCAGUCCUUGAGAAAGUUGUCAAUCCCACAAGGAAAGAUUGGUCCCUCCGAUUAGAUGAUGCUUUAUGGGCCUAUCGUACUGCAUAUAAGACUCCCAUUGGGACAUCGCCGUUCAAAUUGGUGUAUGGGAAGUCUUGUCACUUACCAGUGGAGAUUGAACACAAAGCAUUUUGGGCUAUCCAAAGCCUAAACCUUGACUACACUUUGGCAGGGAAAAAGAGGCUAUUACAAUUGAAUGAACUUGAAGAAUUCAGACUUGAUGCCUUUGAGAAUGCCCGACUUUACAAGGAAAGAGCAAAGAAAUGGCAUGACGGAAGAAUCCUUAGGAGAGACUUUUCUCCUGGGGAUAGUGUGCUACUAUUCAACUCAAGGCUGAAACUCUUUCCAGGAAAGCUGAAAUCAAAAUGGUCUGGACCUUUCAAAGUUAUCAAAGCCUUUCCAUCUGGGGCAAUCAUUCUGGAGGCCAAUGAUGGGAGACAAUUCACUGUCAAUGGCCAAAGAGUUAAGCAAUACCAUGAAGGUGAUGACACAAAGGAGAAACUCACUGUUCAUCUGGAUGAUCCUCCUUACGAGUAAACCACCCAGGUAAUGUCGGGCACACGACGUUAAAAAUAGCGCUUCUUGGGAGGCAACCCAAGCUUAUUUACUUGCAUUUGAAUGUGUGUUUUGCUUGUGUGUUUGCAUUGAAUAAUUUUAUUUUCCCACCCAUUUACUCAUCCACCUUGUAUAUAUUUGUCACAUCGAGGACGAUGUUUCAUCCUAAGUGUGGGGGAAGAAUAUGCAUGUUUGUUUGUUUGUGAAUUGCCUUAUCAUCAGUAUAACGUUCAAAUCAUGCAUUCUAUUCUUUCACAUGGUAUGUGGAUUGUUGGCUGGACUUGUCUCUUAAUAAUUGGAUUUAGAAUUAUAAUUUUUGAGCAUUGAGUAAAAUUUUGGUCAAAUUUUAAACUUUUUACAAACACAAAACAUCUCAUGCACGUAAAUGGUUAUCUAGUGAAUUGUUGUUCAAUAUGUUUAAAAUUGUGCAAAACAAGAGUGCUAUGUGCUUUUAUUUUCCUUGACAUGAUUUUCUGACUCAGCACAUUAGGAAAUGAUAUAGGCCAUUUUUCAUAAACCCAUAUACCUAGCCUUACCCAUGUGAUUAAUAUCCCUUGUUCACCCCCUUUGAGCCAUUUUUUUAAUAAGCGUUAUACGCUUAACCCUGCUUUUCUUAUUUUCUUUCAUAAAAACCUGUUAUAUGUGACCCUUAGCCUAAAAGCCAAACACUUUCCAACCACCCCAAAAUGACUUGCAUAAAUUUUAAUGAGUUUAGAGAGUGUCAUUCACAUUUAGGGAGCUUUAAUAAUUACAUUUUUGUGAUUACAUAGUUGUUAAUAUUCAUUUAUGGGGGUAGUUGUUCUUGUUGUAUUAUCAUUGUACAUAUUAUUCUUGUAAAUUCUUAUGUUUAGAAGCACUAAAAAGCCUUGAAAAAAAACAAAAAAUCAAAAAAAAAAAAAACAAAAAAAAACGAGAAAAAAAAAAACAAAAAAAAAACAGAAAAAAAGGAAAAUGAAAAAAAAAAAGAAAAAAAAAUCUAAACAAGGCUAAUUAUCCAUGUAUAUGCUUCUCUCUUUUGUAUAUAUUUUUUUUGUACAUUAAUUUACUCUUUUUACUAGUUACUAGUUUACUACCCCUAACUGUUAAAAAAUAACAAGUGUUGUAUAGAUUAUUGUCAAAAGCUCCUACUCAUUACUUAGUACCUCUCUAAAUUUGUUAAAUUUAUGUCAAGUACAUUUCUUAAUUCCCUUUGUUCAUAAGCCUAUCCCACAGACCCCAUUAUAACCCAAUGUUAAAAGUCCUAAUUGAUCCUAAUUGUGUUUUGUCUGAAAUAAGUUGAUAGGAGAAUCUUAUUUUGCAUAAUUUUGCAUGGUUGAACAAACGAAGCUAGAUUCCAUUUUCACACCACACACUUUGUGUUUGUUAGAGUUGAGAUUUGACCAAAACGUUUCAAAUGAUAUGCAAAAUAUUUUUAUGAUUCUCACUUCUCUUAUUUUGUGACAAGUCAAGGGAAUUUGAUUGACCAGGUGGAGUGAAAGUAAAGUGUGCAUGAUUUGAGGAUUACACAUAUGAUUGGGCAAUUCAUUUUUGCAUGCUCGUUUGCUUGUGUGAAAUGUAAAUAUUUUUGCUUGAGGACAAGCAAAAUCUCAAGUAUGGGGGAGUUGAUGUACUCCUAAUUUACCAUAUUUAUGAUCUUGUUUUGUCACACUUUUAAUACUUUAUUUCUCAUUUUUAAAUAAAUAGGAUUGAUCUUUGUCAUCUUGGACAUUUUAAGGUAUUGCACUUGUUUUGGUAUAUUUUUGAGUUUCAGGAUAAUUCGGGACGUAUAUUAAUUUCUGAAAAGAAAUAAAUAUUACUCCCAAGUGAAGACGGAAAAAUCAUCAAAGUGAAGCGAGUCCUUACUUUAUCUCCGAAAUAUUUAUACAGAGACCCGAAGUUCAUUUCAGAAUAAACCAGACUGUCUACAAUAAAAUGUACCGGUUAACUAUUUGACCAGUUAACUGAUCAAACAGCUAACCGGCCAAAAUAAUCAAGUGGCGGAAGUGGAGCCAAAACUUGGAUGACAAAAUUAUUCACACAUUUGUGAAUAAUGAAGGCUGCCACGUAUGAACAGCUCUCAACAAGAAGGAAAGAAAUAAACCCAUGUAUUGAAUUAUUGGAGAGGGCCUACGAACUGCAAGCUAAUCAAAUUAAAUCAAAGUUGUCUUCUAUCAUACUCCGUAUUUCACUCGGCAAACAGAAGAGCACAGCGGCCGACGAAGAAAAACACACAACUGGACAACGGCCGAUGCUAUUUGCAGAAAGAAAAUGAGAAAUAAGCUUUCACACCAAGAUUCAAUCAAUGGCCGCCCAAAUUCAAUGAUUUUUAUCUUCAUUCGGAGAUAUUUUCUGAUCCAUACCUUCUUUUGCUACUAUAUAAAGGGGUCAUCCAGGAGCUUCAAAGGACACCAAGUAGAUAGAAAUCAUCCUUGUUUCUUUUCUUUAGCUUUGUUUAAUAAAAGUGAUUCUUUCAAGAACACUUCUGUAUGUUUCAGUUCGUAAUUCUCAUUUUCAGAAGUUUAUUUAGCUUUCAAUAUACUCCAUAUUAAUAAUAAAGUUCGUCCAAGAAAUUCACAUUUGGGUUCGAUCAGUGCCAACUUUAUACAAGGAUUCCAGCUUUUUCUGUUCCAGUUCAUCUAUGUUCUUCAUUAUUUAUGCCUUCAGCCAUAAGGAACAAAAGAGAUUGCUACAAAAAGCUGGGGACAAGUCGAAAUGAUGAGAACAUAGAAGCAUACAAGGAGGCUAGAAGACAAGCAAAGAAAGCCAUAAAGGAAGCACAAGGGAAAGUGAACAAGGAGUUGUAUGAAAAAUUGGACUCUAAGGAAGGAGAACAAGAUAUCUAUAGACUUGCUCAUCUUCAUGAUCGCGGGACUCAAGGUAUCGAAAAACUUAAGUGUGUGAAGGAUAUCGAUCAAAAGAUAUUAAUGGAGAAUAGAGAGAUAAAAGAGAGGCGGAGGUCAUACUUUGAUACAUUGUUCAACAGGAACAAAGUGCAAGAUAUCGGUGAUUUGACCAUACCGGAUUGUAUGGUAAAUCGUGAUUUUGUGAGAAGGAUCCAACCAACGGAAGUUAAAGAGGCUCUGAGGAAGAUGGGGCGGAAGAAAGUAGUGGGUCCAGAUGACAUACCGAUCGAGGCUUUGAGAAGUUUGGGAGAGAGAGGCAUCAGGUGGUUAACAAAUUUCUUCAACAAGAUUUGGAGAAACAACAAGAUGCCAACGAGUUGGAGAAAGAGUACUCUUAUUCCCUUAUUUAAGAAUAAAGGUGAUGUACAAGAAUGUGCCAACUAUCGAGGGAUUAAGCUUAUGAGUCAUACCAUGAAACUUUGGAAGCGAGUGAUUGAGCAAAGACUUCGAAGAACGGUGAAGAUUUCAGAGAAUCAAUUCGGUUUUAUGCCUGGUUGCUCAACAACUGAAGCUAUUCACCUUCUUCGGCAACUUAUGGAGAAGUAUAACGCUCACAAAGAUUUGCAUUUAGUGUUCAUUGACUUAGAAAAGUCAUAUGAUGGGGUACCUUGGGAAGUUCUUUGGUGGGCCUUAACUAGACAAGGUAUUUCAUGCAAGUAUAUCAGCAUCAUCAUGGAUAUGUAUGAGGAUUGUACUACAAGUGUCCGUACUAGUGUAGGGAGGACUGCAGAGUUCCCUAUUACUAUCGGAGUGCACCAAGGAUCGGCUCUGAGCCCUUUUUAUUUGCCAUAAUCAUGGAUGAACUUACAAAGUCAAUUCAAGACGAUAUACCGUGGUGCAUGAUGUUUGCCGACAAUAUUGUUUUGAUUGAUGAGACGCAAUCAGGGGUUAAAGCAAAGUUGGAAAUAUGGCGACAAACAGUGGAGAACAAGGGUUUCAGACUAAGUACGAGCAAGACAGAGUACAUGGAGUGCAAGUUUGGUGGAGGUAGAAGCAGCGGUAAUAACGGAAUUACUUUAGAUGGUAAGGAGAUACCGGUCAACGACAUGUUCCGUUACUUGAGCUCCAUAAUUCAGAAGGACGGUGAGUUAGAUAGAGAUCAGAUGUAUCCCAUAGAAUCAGAACAGGGUGGAUAAAGUGGAAGAGUGCGUCAGGAUUUCUAUGUGAUCGAGAUGUCUUAGGGAUUGCAAGUGCUUCAUGUAAUGGGCGUGAUGUGUGUUCACCGUUUGAGAUGCCACCAUGCGGGAAUUCUACCAACUGUCGUUGCAUCCCUUGGGGGCUGGUUGCUGGUCAGUGCAUAACCCCUCGACUAGCGUCUGUUGCUAAGAGGAUCGAAGACCAUCCAAACUUAUGCCAGUCCAAUGAAGAAUGCUUCAAAAAGGGAAGCGGUGAUUUUUGUGGUCGUUACCCUAAUCCUCACAUCGACUAUGGAUGGUGUAUCAACUCCUCUUACAGUAAUAAUUAUGAGGACUCAUCACAAAAUGGGUUUUUGAAGAUGAUGACUACCACUUUAUAAUUAGGUGACAACUCCGGUAUCCUUUUAAAAAAUGGGGUACCGUACCUAACAUUCAUUUGAUUGGACCACAUCACUUAAUCAUUUUUAAUUUAGAUUUAAAUAAUUUAACUGCAACAUUCACAUUGGUACAUGUGGACAAAGGUAUGGUACCUUAUGGGUACCAUAGAAUCUACCUUAUAAUUAAGUCGCCCCGGUACUAAUUAUAAUUAUAUGUAUCCAUCUCUGGCCCAUUGAUAAUAAUAAUAAUAGUCAAAUUACAUCUUAUACGGAGUAUAUGUAUUGGACGUGUA
Molecule: messenger RNA, 12574 nt
Organism: Cuscuta epithymum
Lineage: Eukaryota; Viridiplantae; Streptophyta; Magnoliopsida; Solanales; Convolvulaceae
Source: the annotation of a GenBank genome assembly